AUGAAUUAUCCAGAGACUAAAUCGUAUCGAAGAGAUACACAGCGAGUCCACGAUCCCCGCAGGCCGCAGUGCUCGCUGUGCGGCGCGGCGGUGCCGGCGGCGGGGCGCGCGGAGCACGCGCGGCGGCACGUGCGCGCGCUGGCGGCGCCGCGCGCCCGCGCCGCGCCCGCGCUGCUGCUGGCCUGCGCGCAGUGUGAAGCCACAUUCCCUAGUCGAGCUAAACUACAGAACCACGUCAAGAGGAUACAUCUGGGUUUGAAGUACAACAAGAAUAUCGUAUGUGAAAUAUGUGGGAAGAAUUGUACCUCGAACGCGACGCUGCGCUACCACCAGCGCCGCCACACCGGCGAGAAGCCCUUCCCCUGCGACAAGUGCGCCGCGCGCUUCAUCAGCCGCGAGCAGCUGCGCAUCCACGCGCGCACGCACUCCGGCGAGCGGCCCUACGGCUGCGCGCUCUGCGGGCAGCGGUUCAGUCAGAAGCCCGCGCUCAACAGGCACUACCGGGUGAGCGCUCUACACACAGACAGAUAAGUGAACACACUCCGGCGAGCGGCCCUACGGCUGCGCGCUCUGCGGGCAGCGGUUCAGUCAGAAGCCCGCGCUCAACAGGCACUACCGGGUGAGCGCUCUACACACAGACAGAUAAGUGAACACACUCCGGCGAGCGGCCCUACGGCUGCGCGCUCUGCGGGCAGCGGUUCAGUCAGAAGCCCGCGCUCAACAGGCACUACCGGGUGAGCGCUCUACACACAGACAGAUAAGUGAACACACUCCGGCGAGCGGCCCUACGGCUGCGCGCUCUGCGGGCAGCGGUUCAGUCAGAAGCCCGCGCUCAACAGGCACUACCGGGUGAGCGCUCUACACACAGACAGAUAAGUGAACACACUCCGGCGAGCGGCCCUACGGCUGCGCGCUCUGCGGGCAGCGGUUCAGUCAGAAGCCCGCGCUCAACAGGCACUACCGGGUGAGCGCUCUACACACAGACAGAUAAGUGAACACACUCCGGCGAGCGGCCCUACGGCUGCGCGCUCUGCGGGCAGCGGUUCAGUCAGAAGCCCGCGCUCAACAGGCACUACCGGGUGAGCGCUCUACACACAGACAGAUAAGUGAACACACUCCGGCGAGCGGCCCUACGGCUGCGCGCUCUGCGGGCAGCGGUUCAGUCAGAAGCCCGCGCUCAACAGGCACUACCGGGUGAGCGCUCUACACACAGACAGAUAAGUGAACACACUCCGGCGAGCGGCCCUACGGCUGCGCGCUCUGCGGGCAGCGGUUCAGUCAGAAGCCCGCGCUCAACAGGCACUACCGGGUGAGCGCUCUACACACAGACAGAUAAGUGAACACACUCCGGCGAGCGGCCCUACGGCUGCGCGCUCUGCGGGCAGCGGUUCAGUCAGAAGCCCGCGCUCAACAGGCACUACCGGGUGAGCGCUCUACACACAGACAGAUAAGUGAACACACUCCGGCGAGCGGCCCUACGGCUGCGCGCUCUGCGGGCAGCGGUUCAGUCAGAAGCCCGCGCUCAACAGGCACUA
This is a messenger RNA of Melitaea cinxia (Glanville fritillary), 1535 nucleotides long. Its product is annotated as zinc finger protein 649-like. The record is from RefSeq and is a predicted model, not a curated record. Gene Ontology annotation, molecular function: RNA polymerase II cis-regulatory region sequence-specific DNA binding; DNA-binding transcription factor activity. The coding region runs from base 1 to 531 and encodes 176 amino acids. NCBI's taxonomy places the organism in Eukaryota, Metazoa, Arthropoda, Insecta, Lepidoptera, Nymphalidae. The transcript has 3 exons. Gene Ontology annotation, biological process: regulation of transcription by RNA polymerase II.